Molecule: messenger RNA, 3354 nt
Organism: Salvia hispanica
Lineage: Eukaryota; Viridiplantae; Streptophyta; Magnoliopsida; Lamiales; Lamiaceae
Product: putative LRR receptor-like serine/threonine-protein kinase At1g56130
Biological process (GO): protein phosphorylation
Cellular component (GO): plasma membrane
Molecular function (GO): protein kinase activity; protein binding; ATP binding
Source: RefSeq, a predicted model, not a curated record
ACUACUACACAAUACACAAAAUCUUCUUACACACCUCUCUAUUCAAAGAUAGUAGUAAUAAUUUUGGUAUGGCGGCUGUUCGGUGGCGGGUGGCGCUUUUGUUGGCUGUGUUCGCCGCUACCCAAUUGGUGGAUAUUCAUGCUCAAACUACAACUACAAACGCCACUACUGAUCCUUCUGAAGCAAGUGGUCUGAACCGCAUGUUUGCGCGAUGGGGAAUCUCGGCUACAGAUGGUUGGAACAUUAGCGGAGAGGUUUGCAGCGGUGUUGCCACUAAUGCCACUGAUGUUGAAACCAAUAACAUUAAUCCCUCUAUCAAGUGUGACUGCUCCUACGACAACAAUUCCACUUGCCAUAUCAUUCUCUUGCGCGUUUAUGCCUUGGAUGUUGAUGGCCCGUUACCUGAUGAACUCUGGAACUUCACUUAUCUCACUAAUCUAAACUUGGCUCAAAACUAUUUGACAGGUCCGAUUCCAGCUUCCAUCGGAAAUCUCAAUCGCAUGCAGUACUUGACCCUUGGCAUAAAUGCAUUAUCAGGGACGAUUCCGAGUGAGCUUGGGCUGCUCACCGACCUCAGAUCCUUGUCAUUUGGCACAAACAAUUUCUCUGGCCCUUUACCAUCUGAGCUCGGGAGCUUAACACGGUUAUCACAAAUAUACAUGAAUAGCGCUGGAGUUAGUGGUCCAAUACCUCCAUCAUUCGCAAAUCUACGCAACAUGGAGAGAGUAUGGGCAUCGGACAAUGAAUUCACAGGGCCAAUACCUGACUUUAUCGGAAGCUGGUCAAAUCUUGUUCAACUGAGGUUUCAAGGAAAUUCAUUUGUAGGUUCAAUACCAGCAUCUUUCUCAAAUUUAAGCUUGUUGAAUGACUUGAGGAUUAGUGAUGUAUCCAACGCCAAUGGUAGCUCGUCCCUCAACUUCCUCCGAAACAUGACCUCUCUAUCGACCUUAGUGUUGAGGAACAACAAUAUUUCUGGUAGCAUACCUUCAUUUCUGGAGGGAUUUGGGAGUUUGACACUUCUGGAUUUGAGCUUCAACAAUUUGAAUGGCACAAUUCCAGAGUUCCUUUUCAAUCAGUCUUCUCUCACUAACAUAUUUCUUGGUAGUAACAAGUUAACUGGUGGACUACCGUUGCAAAAGAUUUCGUCACUCAGGAACAUAGAUUUAUCAUACAACGAAUUGUCCGGAAGUUUUCCGUCUUGGAUCAGUGAAGAGAACUUACAACUUAAUGUGGUUUCCAACAACUUCACCUUUGGAGAUUCUAACACUACCAGCGCUCUACCUUCUGGUUUAGAAUGUCUCCAGAGGAAUUUUCCGUGCAGUCGAGGACAGCCUAUAUAUUCAAGGUUUGCAGUGAACUGUGGUGGUAGAAGUAUUACAUCUAAUGAUGGGAUAGAGUAUGAAGCAGACAGUGAGGCUCUCGGUCCAGCAACGUAUUAUACAAGCUCUACACGUAGAUGGGCAGUUAGCAAUGCCGGUUUGGCUGUUGACAACAAUGCACCGGAAUACAUAAGCUCUACAGCAUCUCAGUUCACCAAUACUCUAGAUUCGGAGCUCUUCCAAAAUGUCCGUCUCUCUGCUGGUGACCUCAGAUAUUACGGCUUAGGCCUUCAAAACGGUAACUACACUGUAAGGCUCCAGUUUGCAGAGACGAUCAACCCCGCUGCUAGAACUUGGCAGGCUGUUCAAAGGCGUGUUUUUGACAUAUACGUCCAGGGGAGUUUGGCGGAGAAGGAUUUCGAUUUGCAGAGAGAGAGUGGAAGGGUCCCUCUAAGAGCUGUGACACGGGAAUUCACUGCAGAGGUAGUCGAAAACUAUAUGGAAAUCCAUCUCUUUUGGGGCGGAAAAGGGACCUGCUGUGUACCUGCUCAAGCUGUGUAUGGACCCUUAAUUUCUGCAAUAAGUGCUACACCAAAUUUCGUUCCAACCGUUUCGGAUACUCCUCCUGGUGGUAAAAAGAACCGGACCGGUCUGAUUGUUGGCAUUGUUGUUCCAGUUUCAGUUGCAGCUUUGCUUUUUAUAUUUGCAUUUUGUUACUUAUCUCAAAAAAGAGAAAAGCAAACGAGCAUCGAUGAUGAAGAGUUUCUAGGGAUCGAUGCUCAAACUUACACGUUCAGUUACGCGGAACUUAGAGCUGCUACUGGCGACUUCGACCCUUCUAACAAGCUCGGAGAGGGAGGAUUUGGACCUGUCUACAAGGGAACACUCGCAGAUGGAAGACUAGUCGCGGUGAAACAGCUCUCAGUGGCAUCACACCAAGGCAAGAGUCAGUUUGUAGCGGAGAUUGCAACUAUAUCAGCCGUGCAGCAUCGCAACCUUGUGAAAUUGUACGGAUGCUGCAUUGAGGGAGUGAAGCGCCUCCUCGUCUAUGAAUAUCUGGAGAACAAGAGCCUCGACCAGAUACUAUUUGGACCAAGCAGCGGUACGUCUCUGUUUCUUGACUGGAAAACACGUUCGGACAUAUGCAUGGGGGUAGCAAGGGGCCUGGCCUACCUACACGAGGAAUCUCGACUUCGGAUUGUUCACAGAGAUGUCAAGGCUAGCAACAUUCUGCUCGAUUCUGAUCUCGUGCCUAAACUCUCUGACUUCGGAUUGGCCAAAUUGUACGAUGACAAACAGACUCAUAUCAGCACUAGAGUCGCAGGCACAAUUGGUUAUCUAGCGCCGGAAUAUGCCAUGCGCGGCCAUCUCACCGAGAAGGCUGACGUCUUCAGCUUUGGCGUCGUCGCUCUUGAAAUCGUCAGCGGGAGGCUCAAUUCCGACACAAGUUUGGAAAAUGAGAGGAUGUAUCUUCUUGAAUGGGCUUGGAACCUUCAUGAAAACGGCAAGGAAAUCGAGCUGGUGGACCCAACGUUGCAAGAAUACGAGGUUGAUGAAGUGAAAAGAAUCAUCGACAUCGCCCUCCUAUGCACGCAGGCGUCCCCGGGGCUAAGGCCGAUGAUGUCGCGUGUGGUGGCAAUGCUUGCCGGGGACAUUGAGGUGCCGUCUGUGACUACACGACCGGGCUAUCUCACUGACUGGACGUUUAGCGAUGCGACCACUUUCAUGACCAACACUGCUAGCUCGACGUCGGAUGUCGAUGCUCAUCUAGGUUCGACGGCUACGACUACGACUACAGAUGUAGCAGCCUAUUCACCUGUUGAUCCUAGUAAACCGAUGCUGAAUGAGAUCAUUGGUGAGGGUAGAUAGUAAUUGCUUCUCCAUUUUUGCUUGUAUUUAUAUAUUCCAUUUGUACAUGUGUGCCGGAGCGGAUAUAAUUGUUGCGUGAUCUUGGACUGACUUUUUUUCUGUAUAUUCAAAACAGUCUCUACACCUUCUACUAAUGCUCAAUAAUAGUGUCACACCAAUUUGCUUC